AGUAGCCUGUGAAGAGCGGUAGGGGUGUCCAUGCUCGGAAACCAUGCCUUUAUUCGUACAAGUUGUGUCGCACGGUUAAGAUGUACAGUGGAAGGAUCGCUUUUCAGAAGCCUUCCUCCUUGGGAAGGCUUCACAGCUGGCCCGAUCGUAACGGGCCGAACGGACGUUGGAACAACGGCGUGAGAGCAGUAGUGCCGGCUAAUAAUUACCUUUCCCAACAGCAGCAGCAGCAGAAUGAAAAUGAAACUACGGAACAAAGCCAGGAGCUGGCCGAGCAGUCGAACGCACCGGAGUCGAUCGAUCCGGAGUGUCUGAUCAAGCAUCCGCUCCAGCACACCUGGACGCUGUGGUACCUCGAGGUGGACCGCACGAAAAAGUGGACCGAUUCGAUGAACGAGGUGACCAGCUUCUCGACGGUGGAGGACUUCUGGAGCCUGUUCAAUCACAUCCGCGGCCCGUCCGAGAUCAAGGUGGGCGGUGACUACAUGCUGUUCAAGUCGCACAUCCGCCCGAUGUGGGAGGACGACGCGAACAAGCACGGUGGCCGAUGGACGAUCAGCAUGAACAAGCGCUUGUCGGACAAAUGCUGGCUGGAUACGGUACUUUGCUUGAUUGGAGAGACUUUCGAACAUUCGGAUCAGAUAUGCGGUGCUACGGUGAACGUUCGUCAAAAGAUUGAUAAAAUCUCCAUCUGGACCGCUGACUAUGAUAAUCGCGCCGCCGUGCUGGAUAUCGGCCGAACGUAUAAGGAGCGAUUAGGCCUGCGAGAAAACAUCUACUACCAAAUGCAUAAGGACACGAUGGUGAAGCUGUCCUCGUCGGGGACGAAAUCGACGUACACCGUUUAAACUUGAUUCGAGCCGUCUCUCCGGAGCCCUUUCCUCGUGUCCGAAACCAAUGGUUUAUUUGCGGAUCAACACGACGCGAUGACGAACGAGCUAACAACUACUGCUGGACAUGUGUGUGUGUGUAGUGAUCGAAGGUGGGUGAUGAUGUGUGCGAUUGAGGAAAGGCGAAAGCGAUCGAGGAAACGAAACUGCACCACAAACACACAAUCGACAUCGAUAUUCACAGGAAAAAGGGAUUUCAUUUUUUACCUAGCCUAACGCGGGGCUGCUAGAGCGCGUGUUGUGGAUCAGUGAGCAUUGUUUUUAGGUGAGCUUAGCGGGGGAAAUAACAUAGAUCGAUCGACGCAACGCAAUCAAAACGGUCAACUAGAGGGGCGCAUAGAGAGAAAGAGAAAGGGAGAGAUGCUUUAAGCAUUGUGCGAUUGAUAUUUACCCCCCACAGCCAAGAUUGUAAGACACAACAACCAAGCUGGUACUAUGCUCGAUCGUUCGACACAUUCUGCCGGUCGAUUUUGCGUAGGGACAAGUGGCAGUAGGACGCAAUUGUGUAGGAUAGAUCUAAUGAAUUGCUCACGUGGAAAUAGAAAAACGAAAUAUAGGUCAACUGGCGCUUUCCGUGAA
Anopheles merus is the source of this 1469-nucleotide messenger RNA. RefSeq names its product eukaryotic translation initiation factor 4E1 (gene eIF4E1). Gene Ontology annotation, biological process: translational initiation. Gene Ontology annotation, molecular function: RNA 7-methylguanosine cap binding; translation initiation factor activity. The coding region runs from base 81 to 848 and encodes 255 amino acids. Gene Ontology annotation, cellular component: cytoplasm; eukaryotic translation initiation factor 4F complex. The transcript has 4 exons. NCBI's taxonomy places the organism in Eukaryota, Metazoa, Arthropoda, Insecta, Diptera, Culicidae. The record is from RefSeq and is a predicted model, not a curated record.